GCCCACAAUCUGAGUCCCUCCUGUUUUGCUGUGCGUCAGGGAGGAUCUUUUUAGGUGCCGAGUCUUGCUGAGUUGAUUGGGUGCCCGCUCAGUGAAAGCAAGCCAGGAUCCUGAGUCUCUUCACCUCCCCCAAUAUCAGCACAGCUCACCACAACCAACAGCCCAGAGAGGGACCAGCCAGUGCCAGGGAGGAGGGGAGCAUGAGGCUGCUAGGACAAUGCUGAGGAGGACCCCGACCCAGAGCCCGGGGAGGAUCUGAAAACAGGUGAACGCAGAAGGAGGAGCGAGGGUGGGGAGGAAAGACAGACGGAAGGAAAGCAGGCGAGGGAAAAGCCUGGAGCGCCUUGGGAGUGGAUCCCGGCUGCAGAGGGCUACGCCAUGGCUACAAAUUUUAACGACAUCGUCAAACAGGGCUACGUGAAAAUGAAGAGCAGGAAAUUGGGGAUCUAUCGGAGGUGCUGGCUGGUGUUCAGGAAAUCCUCCAGUAAAGGGCCCCAGCGGCUAGAGAAGUAUCCGGACGAGAAGUCAGUGUGCCUGCGUGGAUGCCCAAAGGUCACGGAGAUCAGCAAUGUGAAGUGCAUCACGCGAUUGCCGAAAGAGACCAAGAGGCAGGCCGUGGCCAUCAUCUUCACCGACGACUCGGCCAGGACCUUCACCUGCGACUCGGAGCUGGAGGCCGAGGAAUGGUACAAGACCUUGUCCAUCGAGUGCCUAGGAGCACAUCUCAACGACAUCAGCCUGGGAGAGCCCGACCUCCUGGCUCCCGGGGUGCAGUGUGAGCAGACAGAGCGGUUCAACGUGUUCCUGCUGCCCUGCCCGAACCUGGACGUGUAUGGGGAGUGUAAACUGCAAAUUACCCACGAAAAUAUCUACCUCUGGGACAUGCACAACCCCCGGGUGAAGCUCAUCUCCUGGCCCCUGUGCUCACUGCGCCGCUAUGGACGUGAUGCCACCAGGUUCACCUUCGAGGCCGGCCGCAGGAUGUGUGACGCAGGGGAAGGGCUCUACACCUUCCAGACCCAGGAGGGAGAGCAGAUUUACCAGCGGGUGCACAGCGCCACCCUGGCUAUCGCAGAACAGCACAAGAGGGUCCUGCUGGAGAUGGAGAAGAAUGUCAGGCUGCUGAACAAGGGCACAGAACACUACUCCUAUCCCUGCACACCCACCACCAUGCUGCCCCGGAGCGCCUAUUGGCACCACAUCACUGGAUCGCAGAACAUCGCCGAGUCCUCCAGCUAUGCCGGUGAAGUGUACUCGGGGGCCCAGGCCAGCUCGGACACAGACCUCCUGAACAGGUUCAUCUUACUGAAGCCAAAGCCUGCAAAAAGCGGCAAGAGUGACAGCAAAGAGCCCAAGUCUGCUUCUCAGUGACCAUGCGCUGAGUGGAGAGACCCCCCGGGCCGGGCCAGGCUGGAGAAAGAGGGUGUUACAUGCAGGAGACAUUUGUUUUCCAGUGCCCCCUCCCCUCCUUUCCUGAGGAUGCUGAAGUUCUGGGAACGCUCCCCUCUCUUUGGAGAAGUUAUCAGAGCUCAGGCUGCAGGGAGUGUGAGAGACUGGGUCCUCGGCGCUGGGAAGAAGGCUGGAGAUGGCCCCAGGUGGGCUGGAACUCUAGCCUGGGCCAUGCCGUUCUAGCAGACCAAGCACGAGGCGCUAACGAUAGGGAAGAGGAGGUCUAGCUCUGUGUUGUUAAAUGAUUUUAACUAUCUAUUGCUUAUACAUAUUCUGUAUUAAGAGACUUUCCUUCUCACACAAAUGCAAGUUUUUUAGCCACUGAAGAGACACUGGGAAGAUGAGACACCAGAGAUUUUUAAUUCUUGGGUGGGUGGAUCUUUCUUUUUUCCUUAGGGUGGCAUCGUGCAGGAAACCCAGCCCCAGUCAGAGCAGACACCCCACCGCCUCUGCUGGGAAGGGAAAUCCCCCAGGAUCCCCUCAGCAAGGCUCAGAGCGGAAGGACAGAGUUUUCUCAAGUGGCCAAUGGGUUGUGGGUGUUGUUGGCAGCCAGUGGGAGCAAUGAAGUGUUACUCGAAGCGGCGCAACUGAAGUGAACAUUUUGGAGAGGCUGUUGCAAAUUCGGCCUGUUCCUUUAAGGCCAGAGGUGUCCUGGAGAGUCCCAUAGGUUGCCCAGGCUGCGAAU
Molecule: messenger RNA, 2134 nt
Organism: Gopherus evgoodei (Goodes thornscrub tortoise)
Lineage: Eukaryota; Metazoa; Chordata; Testudines; Testudinidae
Gene: DOK4
Product: docking protein 4
Exons: 9
Coding region: 379-1371 (330 amino acids)
Biological process (GO): positive regulation of MAPK cascade; cell surface receptor protein tyrosine kinase signaling pathway
Cellular component (GO): cytoplasm
Source: RefSeq, a predicted model, not a curated record